AUGAGCCGACAAAACUACUCGAGCACUGCUAAUUUGCAUACUGAUGGAUCCAUACGCAGGACAAAAAUCCUCUUCCUGGGCACGAGAAGGAGUGGAAAGACUUCCAUACUCCAAGUUCUCUUUGAUGAUCUCCCCGCCAAACAGACUUUUUACCUCGAGCCCACCAUGCGCGUCGCAAAACAUUUCAUUGAUACCAUCAUCCCGUUAGAGAUAUGGGAUUGCCCAGGAAACGUCACCGUCGACACACUCGGUGCAUCCCUCGCUGAUUUCUCGACCAUUGUCUUUGUCAUAGACAUUCGAGAUCUGUACCAACAACCUGUCUCAAAACUCGUAGAAUUCAUUGUCGCAGCAUGUCAAGUGAACCCAGAUAUCAACUUUGAAGUGUUCGUUCACAAAGCAGAAAGGCUCCAAGAAGACGACAAAAUCGAAAACUUCCGUCAGAUACACGAGCGUGUCAUGGACCGCCUUCUAGACGAAUCCCCCGAAUUCGAGCAAUUCCCACUUAAUUUCCAUCUCACCUCAAUAUAUGAUCAUUCUCUCCGAGAAGCCUUCUCCCGCGUGCUUCACAAACUGAUUGACUCCCUACCGUACCUAGAAGAACUAUUAAACGUCUUUUGUUCUAACACCGCCUCCCCAAAGGCUUUCCUAUUCGAUACAUCCAGCAAAAUCCACGUCGCAACAGACACCUCACCAGUAGACCAAGCAACGCACAACCUCUGCUGCGACUACCUAUCCAUGCUCAACUCAUUUGGACCCUUGUACAGGUCCAGCUCCAACGACCCACAAAUGACUCGAUUUUCUCCAACACGAACGCCCCCACCCACAGCAACCGCAUCAACUCCCGCCUUCAGCACCACUCCCGCCGGAACCCCACCCCUCACCACUUCAUCCCCCGUCCCCACGUCAAAACCCCACUUCUUCCCUUCUGCAGCGACGUCGCUCUCACCUUCGCACCCAGGAACUACGCUUACUUACCACCUCGUGACGCCGCAUCUUGCAUUGCUGGCAUUGCUUCCGACGACGGUGUAUGAGAUGCGCAGGGGUUUGGUGGAGUGGAACGUUGUGUGGUUUCGGGAGGGCGUUAGGGAGAUAUGGGAGGUGGAGAGGGAGCGGAGUACGGGGGAAGUUGUUUGA
Messenger RNA from Suillus paluster, 1134 nucleotides. Its product is annotated as Gtr1 raga G protein Gtr2. The record is from RefSeq and is a predicted model, not a curated record. Gene Ontology annotation, molecular function: GTP binding; GTPase activity. The transcript is spliced from 7 exons. Gene Ontology annotation, biological process: regulation of autophagy; cellular response to starvation; positive regulation of TOR signaling. Bases 1 to 1134 code for a protein of 377 amino acids. Gene Ontology annotation, cellular component: nucleus; fungal-type vacuole membrane; Gtr1-Gtr2 GTPase complex. NCBI's taxonomy places the organism in Eukaryota, Fungi, Basidiomycota, Agaricomycetes, Boletales, Suillaceae.